GGCGCACGACGCUGACACGCUCCCUUGUAAACAUUGCUUGGCCAAGCUAUAGUGCUACCGUCAUCCGUACGAAUUAAACUAGUGUGCCUGUAUACCAAGAAGAAACACGAAAUACUAAUCAAUGGUAUUUAAGUAAUUAACAAAUUGUGAAUUCUCAAAACAAUCCUAACUUUUAUUAAACAACGUGCAGUGCACUGACUAUGGUUUAAACAGUGAUACCUUUCAAUAUAACUAGGUGAUUCGAAGAAUGUAAAUCUGUCAAGGAUGUUAAAUUAAUUCUGAGUGUUCUUUGUACCUAUUUAUUUAACUGUGCGGUAUUAAGUGCUUUUUGUUAAGUUCUAGUGAAGUUCGUGAGUGAAUUUUGAUAAUAGUUUAGACUCGAAGUUUAUACAAAGUCUAUUUCAGGGGGAUGACAAGAAUGGCGCUAAGCUGUCACAGCAUCGCGUUAACCACGCUCGUGAUCAUUGCAACUAUAGCUCCUCACUUCAGUGCACAACCACCAUCAGCUGACAAAGCAAUAGAUAAAGAUCGAAUAUAUAGACAAACUGCAGUAAAAUCAGGUAAAAAUGUUGCAACAGCACCAAAAUGGGGAUUUUUUGGUACAAUAUUCCACUUAAUUUUAGAGCAAAUCAACGAUACGAAAAGUGCUUACAAUCAAAUAUCUGAUUUAGUUAAUAAUCAAUUCUCUGAUGACAAUGCUAUAACUAUGCCCCCCGAAACAGUUAAUGGAACCACACAAACCCCGAAAAUAUCCAGAUCAGAAUUUCUAAAAAUUCUUGAACGUAAUCUUAAAGGCUUGGUUCGUCUCAGAAAUUUAGAAUGGCGAGAGGCAAAAAAAGAUUCCAUGACAAAUUUACGGGAAUAUAAAGAUGAGAUAUUUAGAGGAAGAAAAAACGUCGGUGAAAGAAAAAAAGGACAAUCAAAUAGUAAAGCCUAAUACUAAAAUGAAAAUUUCGUUUUUACAUGCGAAGACUUAUUUUUUUAUUAGGUGAACAUUAAAGUGUUGGAUAUAUUUAAUCAUAUUUGAAUGAACUUAAAAAAUUGUACUUUGUAUUUUUUAAAAUCCAGUCAAAAGAAGUAAAGUAUACUUAGAACUCCAAGUGUAAUCCUUAAUAAAACCUAAACCAUAUCUACCUAUUUACUAAAAAAAAAGCAAUUAAUAAACAAAAGAAAAAAAUCACGUCGAUAAAAGGAUAAAGGAUUUUAAUCACCUCUCACUAAAUCUCAUCAUCGAGAAAGGAUCAUACUUCAGGUUAAGAUUUGUAAAAAUAAUUCUUAUUAUUAAAAAUAUUAAUAUUAAUCUUAUUAUUAAUAA
Molecule: messenger RNA, 1315 nt
Organism: Galleria mellonella (greater wax moth)
Lineage: Eukaryota; Metazoa; Arthropoda; Insecta; Lepidoptera; Pyralidae
Exons: 6
Coding region: 410-937 (175 amino acids)
Source: RefSeq, a predicted model, not a curated record